This is a messenger RNA of Vairimorpha ceranae, 490 nucleotides long. RefSeq lists its product as hypothetical. The transcript has a single exon. The annotation marks the transcript as partial. The record is from RefSeq and is a predicted model, not a curated record. NCBI's taxonomy places the organism in Eukaryota, Fungi, Microsporidia, Nosematidae.
AAAUCUAAAUGAUGAUAAACGAUUUCGAAUAAUUAUUUUUCUGGAAAAUUUCUUUACUAAAGAAAAACUUUCUAAGAUUCAUUUUGUGAUGACGGCGGAGAGUGAAGAAGUUAAUAAUUUGUUAUACACUCUUAUUUAUAAAGAAGCUGAGGAGUAUUUUAGUAUUUAUAAAAAGGAUGAUGUUAUUAAUAUUGAAUUUUUUAACGAUCUACAAAAGUUCUCUGAUUUAUAUUUAUGUCUGAAUAAUAAAACGUUAUAUAAUUUUUAUAGCAUCUUACUUGAAAAUUUACGAUUUAUAAUUGCGUCGGGGAAAAAAACAUUGCCACAAUUAUUUGAAAGUAUAGCAUUACUAACCAAUGUAGACGUUAGAUACAGCAUAGGAGAAGAGCGUAUUUAUUUUAAUAAAGUAGAAGCUAAGAAAAUGUUUCAAAUCUUAAAUAUUGACAAUCCCGAGAAUUUAGAAAACUACGUUGAAAGUUUAAUUAAAUAA